Molecule: messenger RNA, 1557 nt
Organism: Leptopilina boulardi
Lineage: Eukaryota; Metazoa; Arthropoda; Insecta; Hymenoptera; Figitidae
Exons: 2
Coding region: 1-1557 (518 amino acids)
Source: RefSeq, a predicted model, not a curated record
AUGGCAUCAUCAUUGGACAAGUUAGCGUCCUAUCUCAACGAAUAUAAAAUUGUUAAUUCGGUUUUUUCCAAUUACAGCCACGACAAAAUUCAAUUGUUAACGCGAAAAGGAGUUUUCCCCUAUGAGUACAUUGACUCGAGGGAAAAGCUCGAUGAAACUCAAUUACCGUCAAAAGAAAAUUUUUAUAGCACUUUGAAUGAUUCUAAUAUUUCAGAUAAUGAUUAUGUACAUGCGCAAAAUGUGUGGAGUGAAUUCAACUGUCAAAAUCUUGGUGAUUAUGUGUAUUUGUACAUGCAAACCGAUGUAUUGUUACUCGCGGAUAUUUUUGAAAAUUUCAGGGAUCAGUGUUUACUCGCGUACGGUCUUGAUCCUGCGCAUUAUUAUACAACGCCAGGACUGACAUGGGAUGCCAUGUUAAAGUAUACGAAUAUAAGAUUGGAACUCCUCACAGACAUCGACAUGGUAAUGUUUAUUGAACGCGGAAUAAGAGGUGGAGUAAGUCAAUGCACCAAUCGAUACGCGAAAGCUAAUAAUCCGUACAUGGAGAAAUAUGAUGCAAGUGAGGAGACAUCUUAUAUCGUAUACUUUGACGCAAACAACCUAUAUGGUUGGGCCAUGAUUCAGUCGCUUCCCUUUGGUGGCUUCGAGUGGGUAGAAAAUGUUGACAAUAAUUUUGAUUUUAAUGUUGCAGAUGAUGCACCAAUUGGUUACAUUUUAGAAGUUGACUUAGAUUAUCCCGAGGAAUUACAUGAUAAACAUAGUGACUUUCCGUUUUGCCCUGAACGCUCGAAGCCACCAGGGUCCAAAGAGGAGAAGCUCCUAACUACCCUUCUACCGAAGAGAAAGCACGUUCUCCAUUACCGAGCAUUGAAACAAGCUAUUACCAACGGCCUUAUUUUAAUUAAAAUUCAUCGCGUUUUAAAAUUUAAUCAAUCCACAUGGUUAAAAAGCUACAUUGAUUUCAAUACCAUGCGAAGAACUAAUGCUAACAAUGAAUUCGAGAAAAACUUAUUUAAACUAAUGAACAAUGCGGUAUUCGGAAAAACAAUGGAGAACGUGCGAAAACAUGUAGACAUUAAACUUGUGACAAAGUGGGAGGACAUGAAAGCAGAUAUCCACAAAUACGACACUUCCGAUUACCCUGUAAAUAACGUUUACGGUAUUCCGCAAGCCAACAAAAAAAUUUUAGGUUUAAUGAAAGAUGAGUGCAGUGGAAAAAUUGUUACUGAAUUUGUUGGCUUGCGGAGCAAAAUGUACAGUGUGCGAGUGGAAGAUCAAGAUUUUAUUAAAAAAGCAAAAGGUGUGAAAUCUGCGGUUGUAAAGAAAACUAUUACCUUUGAUGACUACACAUAUUGUUUACGAAAUGUUAAAAUGCAAUCGCGAACUCAAUAUUGUAUCAGAUCGAAACUUCACAAUGUUCAAACAUUAAAACAAACAAAAAUAGCUUUAAGUCCUUACGACGAUAAAAGAUUUCUGUUAUCCAAUAGUACCGAUACCCUUGCAUGGGGACAUUGUAAAAUUACACAAAUUAAUGAUGAUGAAGCUAUGGAAUUGUAA